Molecule: messenger RNA, 1616 nt
Organism: Clunio marinus
Lineage: Eukaryota; Metazoa; Arthropoda; Insecta; Diptera; Chironomidae
Source: the annotation of a GenBank genome assembly
CAAUUGUUGUUCGCUCGCGAUUUUCCUAAAUAAUAAAAGAUUUUAUUUCAAUUGACGUUUUAUGAAAUAAUAAGUUAGAUUAAAAUUUCAUUAAAUGAAUGCAAUCAUCAACUUGAAUCACUUUUGUGAAAUUCAUGGUCCACAGAUAAUAUUCUCAACUCAAACAAUUCGAGACAAAUCUUUACUCAAUAAUUCAUCCACAAUAAGUUCCUCAAAUGUGACAAUUAAUAGCAUUUGUUCUGCAUGUAGUUCCAUUGGAAAUAAAGUUCUUUUUGUAUCCAAAGAUAACAGUAGUUCAAUAAUGUUUUUGAGCAGCGAAAAGGCUGUUUUGGGGAAAAGUUUUGGAACCACCACAUUGCGAAGCUUAAGUUGCGAGAAUUCAUCGAAUGACCAAGAGGGACUUGUUUACUAUGGCGACUCCCGUCUAAAUUCUUUAUAUUUUACUUUUAAAAUCAAAGAUUCAUUGGCUCGAGGAUUUGAAAAAUGUUAUUCGAUUGUUAUUGUUAUGAAGGAUAAGAUGUUUCUUCUGAACACACAACCAUUCUUGUCAAACGCAAUCAAGGAAAUUGUGAAUCAAAUGCAAAGUAACGCAUCGAAAAUAUAUGAAACUGAAGAAAAACAAUUUCCUCAACGAGCAGAGCGAUUAAACACGGGAAAACCUUCAAAUGUUCCUCCAAGAUCUUUGAAAGAGCUUACAGGAGAGUUAAACAUUUUUGCUCAUUUGCAUUCACUCUUUUCUUGGAUUCUGUUUGCAGGUAGUCGAUAUCAUACGGAAACACUUGCAUUGGGUUCUCCUUCUGUACCAGCACUUUACAAGGACAUUGAAGAAGGAUUUGCAUUUAUUCAAAUCGACAGAGUAGAAUUCUUAAUGAAUAAUUUUCCAUCAAGACCAAGCGAUGUUUCUGUAAACAGUGAAAACGACAUUGAAAGCAGUCAAGGCAGUUACAGCUUACGCACACUUAAGAAAUGUUUUAGCUCAUCGAUUUUUAAUCAUAUUUUAUACUACUGUUUAGUGGGAGUACCAAUAAUUAUCAGAGGAAAAAGAAGUAGAGAUUUGGCUCAUUAUUUUCGGGAUCUUUUGCCGUCACCGCUGCAUCGUCAUAUAGUUGAGUCUAAAAAAUAUAACAGCUCUGUAAAAAUCUUAUGUCUUCCACUGGAUGCUCUUAUACCAUCAACAAAUGCAUGUCGUAUCGAUUUGAAGGAUGAACAAAUAGAAUCGAGCAUUUGUAAAUGCCCACUUGAAUUGCCACCAAAACUUCCAUCGUUGAUGGUGAAAAUUUUAAAUGCUGUAGAUGAAAAAGCGUUUUCAGAUACAGUCUUGGAUCGUUUUUUGAAAGCAUUAAUGGAAGAAUGGAAAAACAAAGUCAUUUGUUUGUCACAUCAUGAAUUAUCUAAACUACAUGAAAUGAAGAAAGUUCUUGGAAUACAACCACAUGAUGAAAAUUUAGUUCAUUAUUGGCUGAGUGCAUUUUAGGAAAUUCCUGUUCUAAUUUAAGUUUUAAUUCUUGUUCAUCUAACAUGUUUCAUAAAUCCAAAUAUUCUAUUUAUAUUCAUGAAAAACUGCAAAAAUAUUUUAUUGAAAUAAAACGCUAGAUAUAAUUUUUUUCUUGUUAAUA